GGAGAGAAACCUCAUGAAUGUCAGACAUGUGGAAAGGCCUUUAUUCAGACCUCUAGCCUCAGUAUAUAUAGAAGUAUUCACACUGGAGAGAAACCAUAUAUGUGUAAGGAAUGUGGAAAGGCCUUUACUCAAUCCUCCGGCCUCAGUAUACAUAGGAGAAUUCACACUGGAGAGAAACCGUAUAUAUGUAAGGAAUGUGGGAAGGCCUUUGAUGUAGCCUCAACUCUUAGUGAACAUAGGAAAAUUCACACUGGGGAGAAAAUAUAUAUAUGUAAGAAAUGUGGAAAGGCCUUUGCUAGACCUUCAAAAUUUACUGUACAUAGGAGAAUUCACACUGGAGAGAAACCGUAUAUAUGUAAGGAAUGUGGGAAGGCCUUUGGUGCAGCCUCAAGUCUUAGUGUACAUAGGAGAAUUCACACUGGAGAGAAACCGUAUAUAUGUAAGGAAUGUGGGAAGUCCUUUGCUGUAGCCUCAAAUCUUAGUGUACAUAGGAGAAUUCACACUGGAGAGAAACCUUUUAUAUGUAAGGAAUAUGGGAAGGCCUUUGUUGUAGCCUCAAUACUUAGUGACCACAGGAAAAUUCACACGGGAGAGAAACCAUAUAUAUGUAAGGAAUGUGGAAAGGCCUUUACUAGAUCCUCAGGCCUCAGUAUACAUAGGAGAAUUCACACUGGAGAGAAACCGUAUAUAUGUAAGGAAUGUGGGAAGGCCUUUGCUGUAGCCUCAACUCUUAGUGAACAUAGGAAAAUUCACACAGGGGAGAAACCAUAUAUAUGUAAGGAAUGUGGAAAGGCCUUUACUAAAUCCUCACGCCUCAGUAUACAUAGGAGAAUUCACACUGGAGAGAAACCGUAUAUAUGUAAGGAAUGUGGGAAGGCCUUUGCUGUAGACUCAACUUUUAGUGAACAUAGGAAAAUUCACACAGGGGAGAAACCAUAUGUAUGUAAGGAAUGUGGAAAGGCCUUUGCUACAUCUUCAAAACUUACUGUACAUAGGAGAGUUCACACUGGAGAGAAACCGUAUAUAUGUAAGGAAUGUGGGAAGGCCUUUGCUAGAGCCUCAAAACUUACUGUGCAUAGGAGAAUUCACACUGGAGAGAAACCGUAUAUAUGUAAGGAAUGUGGUAAGGCCUUUGCUGAAGCCACAAGCCUUAGUGUACAUAGGAAAAUUCACACUGGAGAGAAACCGUAUAUAUGUAAGGAAUGUGGGAAGGCCUUUCCUACAGCCUCAAAACUUACUAUACAUAGAAGAAUUCACACUGGAGAGAAACCGUAUAUAUGUAAGGAAUGUGAAAAGGCCUUUGCUACAGCCUCAAGCCUUAAUGUACAUAGGAGACUUCACACAGGAGAGAAACCAUAUAUAUGUAAGGAAUGUGGCAAGGCCUUUAACAGGACAAGUCAUUCAAGCAAGUUUCCUUUGGACACGAAGGUCAAGGGUAUUUGUUUAAAAAAGUGCAGUUAA
Molecule: messenger RNA, 1461 nt
Organism: Sorex fumeus (smoky shrew)
Lineage: Eukaryota; Metazoa; Chordata; Mammalia; Eulipotyphla; Soricidae
Product: zinc finger protein 420-like
Exons: 3
Biological process (GO): regulation of transcription by RNA polymerase II
Molecular function (GO): RNA polymerase II cis-regulatory region sequence-specific DNA binding; DNA-binding transcription factor activity, RNA polymerase II-specific
Source: RefSeq, a predicted model, not a curated record